AUGGAUCAAAUCUUGAUUCUCGCAGCCGAGCCCGUGGCGGUCCUGAUUUUGUUCGCUCUGCUUUCUAGUGUUGUCAUGAUACUUAGACUGAACUCGCCAAGAAAACCCGGCUUAGACAAGAUACCGCUUUUGGGGGAAGAGUUGGGAAGCCCGGAGCAGCGUAGAAAGGCGUUUCUCUCAACUGCACAAGACUUGUACAACAAGGGUUAUGAGAGAUUCAAGGACAGGGUAUGGAGAUUAACAGGUACUGAUGGCGAAAGAAUAGUGAUACCUCGUUGCUUGUUAGACGAUGUGAAAGGCAUGCCCGAUUCCCACAUCAGUAUCGAAAAGGCCAUCGAAAAGAGUAACGAGAUCAAAUACACUGGCCUCGGAGGAAAACCGAACGAAACCGAAUUCCUGAUUCACCUAAUACGGAGCGAUCUUACGCACGGCUUGGGCCGCAUUAACGAAAGGCUUGAAGCAGAGGUUACGCGCACAGUAAUUGAAGAGCUGGGACCAUGCAAUGACUGGACUGAGGCUGUCAUCUAUCAGAAGAUGCUGCGCAUUGUCGCAAUUGCUUCGGGCAACAUCUUCCUGGGUCCAGAGCUCUGUCGCUCGGAAGACUGGAUCGUGCCUGCGACUAUGUAUACCGUCGAUCUAUUCACAGCGAUUGGCAAAUUGAAGCAGUGGAGCAAGUGGACACGGCCCAUCGGCCAGUACUUCAUCCCGGAGAUCAAAAGCCUUCAUCAGCAUCGAAGCAACGCCGUCGCCUGGUUGAGUCCUAUCGUUGCUCAACGAAGGCGGAUGGUGGAGCAGGGUCAUGAACUACCUGACGAUAUGCUUCAAUGGAUGAUGAAUAAAGCAGCAGAAUACGGUGUGAGCGACGACUCCCUCGCCCUGAUACAACUGAAUCUCGGUUUAGCCGCGAUUCACACGACCACGUUGACAACCACCCUCGUGCUCUACGACAUCGCAGUUCAGCCUGAGCUGGUGAAGGAACUUCGCCACGAGAUCAGAUCAGUCAUGGCUGCAAACGGUGGAAAAUUGACAACUCACGCUCUCUUUGAAAUGAAACUCCUCGAUAGUGUCAUGAAAGAGUCGCAAAGGAUUAACCCGGGAAACUUGGUCCGGUUCAUUCGUAUUGUUGAAAAGCCAAUUACGCUCAGCGAUGGUACGCAUCUGCCGGCUGGCACUCAUAUCGAAUCGGCUCACGCGAGCAUCGUUCAAGAUUCAAACUUGUACUCAAACCCCGAGACCUUUGAUGGCCACCGUUUCAUGAAUCUCCGAGCUGGCGCAAUCCCAGACCCGCUGGGAUACAAGAACAGAGAGCAGCAUCAGUUUGUUACAGCUACCAAGGAAUUCAUGGCCUUUGGCUACGGGCGGCAUGCAUGUCCCGGUCGAUUUUUUGCUGCCAAUGAGAUCAAGCUGAUUCUAGCUCGGAUCCUGCUUGAAUAUGAGUUUGAGAUGCCCAAGGGCUUCACUGAACGCUAUCCUAACCUGAACAUGGGGCUCGAUUCCCUGCCUGAUCCAACUAAAGCGCUCAUGUUCAAGCGGUUCAGCGCAUGA
Pestalotiopsis fici W106-1 is the source of this 1545-nucleotide messenger RNA. RefSeq lists its product as uncharacterized. The transcript is spliced from 8 exons. The record is from RefSeq and is a predicted model, not a curated record. The coding region runs from base 1 to 1545 and encodes 514 amino acids. Lineage: Eukaryota; Fungi; Ascomycota; Sordariomycetes; Amphisphaeriales; Sporocadaceae. Gene Ontology annotation, molecular function: oxidoreductase activity, acting on paired donors, with incorporation or reduction of molecular oxygen; monooxygenase activity; iron ion binding.